Molecule: messenger RNA, 2055 nt
Organism: Fonsecaea multimorphosa CBS 102226
Lineage: Eukaryota; Fungi; Ascomycota; Eurotiomycetes; Chaetothyriales; Herpotrichiellaceae
Exons: 3
Coding region: 1-2055 (684 amino acids)
Biological process (GO): DNA-templated transcription
Molecular function (GO): zinc ion binding; DNA binding
Source: RefSeq, a predicted model, not a curated record
AUGCAGGGGAAGGACUGCGUCUACAAGCAAGAGACGCCACAGAGGAGACCGACAUUAGCACGCAUUCACGAGCUGCAGAAGCAAAACUCGGUGCUUGAUGCUUUCAUCUCCAAGCUCAAAUCUGCGUCACCCACAAAACGAGAGAGAUUGUUGACGUCGGUGACCAUGUGCGACGGGCAUGUUCGGUUACCGGAUGACAGCAGCGAAGAGCGCACCACUGAAACUCGAUUUUCACCUCAACCUCAACUGGCUGUACCGUCAGCAAACCAGGAUGCUGCGCCUAACAUUUCACACAGGCUGCGGCGCCGCAGCAGCCUGGGGAGUCUGGAAGAUUCAUCCGACGAAGAAUUCGAUAUCGGCCCUUUCCUUUCUGUUGAUGAGGCGGGGAAGCCCAGCAGUUUUGGACCUUCGUCCGCUCUCCACUAUCAUCCAAGAUCCGGUAGCACCUCUUUGCAAUCAGCUGCCUCUCUGGCGAGAGAUCAUAUCAGGAACUGCUUGAUUGCUGAAGCUGCCCUUCAGCGACAGAACGAGCGCCACUUGGCUUUGCUGCCCGACGUCCACGGGGUGCCCACAGAGUUGGCCAUCCAUUUACUUGAAUUACACUGGAGCCGCCAACAUCACACUUUAUUACUGACCUACCGACCUGCCAUUAUAAGAGAUCUUCUGCGAAACGGACCUCAUUGUUCGAGGUUCCUGCUUCAUGCGAUAUUUGCGUGUACAAGCAAGUUUUCUGCCAGAGUAGAGGUCCGAGAUGAUCCUUCAGAUCCUUCAACAGCAGGUCGGCGGUUCUUCCGGCGUUGUGAUGAGCUCCUUGCAGAAGAUUCCCUUCUAAUAUACCCCAAGUUGCCUACGGUGGUUGGACUUCUGCUACUAGGAUCGAGCUACAAUGCCAAAGGCGAGACCUCAAAAGGCUGGUUGUACACGGGCUAUGCCCUGCGCAUGGUCUAUGACCUUGGUCUCCAUCUCGACCCGAAAGAGACCAGCGACUCUCCAGAGCAGGUGGAGAUACGUCGGAGGGUCUUCUGGGGAGCCUUUGUCUCCGACAAGCUGCAAAGUCUCUAUCUUGGACGUCCCGCGGCCAUCAAUCUUCGUGACUCGCAUGUCUCGCGAGACUUCAUGGACACUCUUGAAGAGCAGGAGCUAUACGUGCCGUACAAAGAUCCCAAGUACCCAAGCCCUCAGACUACUUCGCCAUUUCUUGGCCUUCCUAUUUACUCGGUCUCGACCUUCCAACAGCUUUGUCUGCUAUCAAAAAUCAUGACGAAGAUCAUCAACACGUUCUACGUGGUUGGAGCGACACCUCGUAACGCUCAGGCCAGUCUGCAGCUUGUCGAUAAUGCGUUACAAGCGUGGAGGGAGAACUUGCCGACAAAUCUGGAUUUCCAGCCGCGGCUCUUGCAGUCCGAUCCGACAUCGUAUCCUCCUCCAAAUCUAAUGAAUGUGCACGCACUCUAUCAUUCCUUGCUCAUUCUCCUACACCGACCGUUCAUAUCGGAUGGACAUUUGCGCUCCACCGCCACUCCGUCGCUGUCUUGGGGUCGCUGCACGUCGGCUGCACGAAGCAUCACGAGCAUUGCACUGGCCUGGAAAACUGCAUACAGUCUGAGAGGCGCACCGUACUUGUUGAGCUAUGCCAUAUACGUUGCUUGCACGAUCCACGUUCGCAACGCCGCAGCCGAUGCAUCAAGCGGCAACAACAGAGAGCAUACCUCCCUGCUUGCGGCAAGUUUGUCCUGUCUUGAACAGCUGUGUCUUGCCAACCCAGGCGUUUCUAAGCCAAUGAAGAUCAUACAAAGAUUGAUGGAGGCCAGCAAGAUUGUGUUGCAGCCAGAGGAAACUAUAUAUCCCAGCUACUCGCCGUCAUCGUUUGACUUGGACACGAUCUUCAGCAUGUUCCCCCCGAGAACUGUAACGAGCUCAAACGUACAGUACUCGGGUGAAGUAAUCUUUGACUCUGACAUUCCUGAUGAUCCGCUCUUCGGACUCAUGGACGAGCCCAUGUUGCCUUACACGGAUAUGUCUGACAACUUCUUCAAUGGCACUAGAGCAUUUUAA